ACCUGAGACUAACAUAAUCAGGCGCCCACUUACAAAGUUUCUAUCUCCUGUCUAUAAAUAUCUCUUGAAGUUUAUAUGUUUCUUCGUAUCAGCUUCUCACCAUUAACCACUUUGCUUCUGCUAUGGAGUUUCACUGCCUUGCAUUGUUUUUUUCUCUCAUUGUGAUACUGAUGGCUGCUCAGGCUGCCUUACCUCCAGAAGUUUACUGGGAAAGGAUGCUUCCAAACACACCAAUCCCCAAAGUAAUCAGAGAUUUUUCCAAGCUAGAUGGUGCCAAAGAGAUUUCAUCACAAGAGAAAUUCCCUUACUUCUAUACCUAUGGUAUUAAGAAAAAGGAAUUACAAGAUGGUUUCCCUUACUUCUAUACCUAUGGUAUUAAGAAAAAGGAAUUACAAGAUGGUGUCAGAGAGAUUUCAUCACAAGAGAAAUUCCCUUACUUCUAUGGCUAUGGUAUUAAGAAAAAUGAAUUAGAAGAUGGUGUCAGAGAGAUUUCAUCACAAGACAGUUUUGUUUCCAUAGAUGGUGUAAAGAAAAAUCAGUUCCAAGAUGAUUCCAAAGAAAUUCCAGCGCAAGAUGAGACAACUUAUGACCCUCAAUCGAAGGAAAAUGCUGUUCUUCGAGGGAUAGGCCCAGUUGCUAAUCAUCAUCAUCAUGAUCACUCAAAACCAAGUCUAUUUUUCUUAGAAGAAGGAUUGAGGCGGGGCACAAAAUUGGAUGUGCAGUUCCCUAAAAGAAAAAUUGUAACCCCGUUGUUGCCCCGAGAAAUUACAGAACACUUACCAUUCUCAUCAGAAAAGAUAAAUGAAAUAUUAGAGAUUUUGUCUGUGAAGCCAGAUUCUAAGAAUGCUGAGAAUGUGGAGGAAACUCUGAAGAUCUGUGAAGAGCCUGCAAUGAAUGGUGAAGAAAAACACUGUGCAACUUCAGUAGAAUCCAUGGUAGACUUUGUCACUUCUAAACUUGGCAAUAACGCCCAUGUUACUUCUACAGAAAUUGAAAGCAAGUCCCAAAAGUUCAUAGUUAAAGAUGGAGUGAAGAUUUUAGCAGAAGAAGAGAUAAUUGCAUGUCACCCAAUGAAUUACCCAUAUGUUGUGUUUUACUGCCAUAAGAUAUCAAAUAGCACUGCACAUUUUAUACCAUUGGAGGGAGAAGAUGGAACAAGGGUUAAAGCUGUAGCAGUGUGCCACAAAGACACGUCAGAAUGGGAUCCAAACAAUAUUGCAUUCCAAGUUCUCAAAGUCAAGCCUGGGACCGGUUCUGUGUGUCAUUUUUUCCCUGACGGUCAUCUUAUUUGGUAUGCUAAAUAGGGUUAUAAGGCAUGAAAACUGUCCUUAAAUUAAAUAAGGCAUUUCUGGAUUGUGUGAUCAUGUACUCUUUCAGCCUACAAUAUCUUUCUCUUUGUUCGGAAUUAUGUAAGAUAUCAUGAAUGUAAAAAUGAUGAUGAUGCGAUGUAUGGUUUGUGUUA
This is a messenger RNA of Vigna angularis (adzuki bean), 1462 nucleotides long. RefSeq names its product BURP domain protein RD22. The coding region runs from base 123 to 1304 and encodes 393 amino acids. NCBI's taxonomy places the organism in Eukaryota, Viridiplantae, Streptophyta, Magnoliopsida, Fabales, Fabaceae. The transcript has 3 exons. The record is from RefSeq and is a predicted model, not a curated record.